UAGUGUGAAGAUUUGCACAAAAUAGAAAAUUUUUAGUUAAUUGCGAAAAAAUUACACAAUUACAUUUGAAAUUAAUUAGUUGUAAUAAAAAAGGCGGUUUUUUACUUGCAGUUACUCUUUUUCCACAUACACGAACGAAGCAUUAUUUUGUUCAACAAAAUGAUGAAGCCUAUGAAAAUGGUUAUGAGCGUUGCUCGUCGUGGUUUAUCGACCACCGCAUCCAGAUCGUUGGCUGCACAACAAAUGACCGUCAGAGAUGCCUUGAACACUGCUCUGGAUGAAGAGAUGGCACGUGACGAACGUGUCUUCAUAUUGGGCGAGGAAGUGGCUCAAUACGAUGGUGCUUAUAAGGUAUCCCGUGGCUUGUGGAAAAAAUAUGGUGACAAACGUGUGAUCGAUACUCCAAUUACUGAAAUGGGUUUUGCCGGUAUUGCUGUUGGUGCUGCUAUGGCCGGUUUACGUCCCGUUUGCGAGUUCAUGACAUUCAAUUUCUCCAUGCAAGCUAUUGAUCAAGUCAUCAACUCAGCUGCCAAAACCUUUUACAUGUCUGCCGGUAAAGUCAAUGUGCCCAUAGUGUUCCGUGGCCCUAACGGUGCUGCCAUGGGUGUUGGUGCUCAACAUUCACAAUGUUUUGCCGCUUGGUAUGCUCAUUGUCCCGGCCUAAAGGUCAUAUCCCCAUAUGAUGCCGAAGAUGCCAGAGGUCUUCUUAAAGCUGCCAUUCGUGAUCCCGAUCCAGUUGUAUUUUUGGAAAAUGAAGUUUUGUAUGGCAAUGCUUAUCCCAUCGACCCAAAGGUUUUGGAUAAAGAUUUCCUGUUGCCAAUUGGCAAGGCAAAAAUCAUGAAACCCGGCAAACAUGUAACAAUUGUGGCCCAUUCCAGAGCUGUAGAAACCAGUCUUACCGCUGCAGCCGAAUUGGCAAAGAAGGGUAUUGAUGCCGAAGUUAUUAACUUGCGUUCAAUUCGUCCCUUGGAUGUUGAAACUAUUUUCAAUUCCGUUAGAAAGACUCAUCACUUAAUUACAGUAGAACAGGGCUGGCCUCAAAGUGGUGUCGGUUCCGAAAUUUGUGCUCGCGUAAUGGAAGACGAGACUUUCUUCCACUUGGAUGCACCUGUGUGGCGUGUGUGUGGUGUUGAUGUACCCAUGCCAUAUGCCAAAUCGUUAGAAGCCAAUGCACUGCCCCAAGCUAAAGAUGUCAUUGAAGCUGCAACUAAAAUUUUAGGAGGCAAAAAAUAAUCAAUCACUCAUAACAUCGCACUCCACCACUUUUGUACACGAUUGUACUAGCAAUUUUAACACCGCCAUCUACUUUAGAAAACUUGUAACUAAAUAAAUUUAGUAGUCAAUCUUCAAAUCAUCAAAUAAAAAAUAAGACAUAUUGAUAAAUAUAACGAAAUAUACAAGAAACAAAACUUAUGGAACAAAAAUACCCAUUAUGAAA
Molecule: messenger RNA, 1438 nt
Organism: Calliphora vicina (urban bluebottle blowfly)
Lineage: Eukaryota; Metazoa; Arthropoda; Insecta; Diptera; Calliphoridae
Gene: Pdhb
Product: Pyruvate dehydrogenase E1 beta subunit
Exons: 5
Coding region: 160-1233 (357 amino acids)
Biological process (GO): pyruvate decarboxylation to acetyl-CoA
Molecular function (GO): pyruvate dehydrogenase (acetyl-transferring) activity
Source: RefSeq, a predicted model, not a curated record